AUGACUCCCACACCUCCCUCAAGCACUUCCGUCGACGUCGAGACGCUCACAUAUACGCGUUGGGCCAACAACGAACCGAAACACACAACGAUCCCCGCACAUGGUUCAUCGGUCGUCACUGCCCUACUUUUAUCCUACGGGCAGAUAAUAGCAGCUUCGGAUGACAACAGCAUAUCCGUUCACUCCCUCGAGGGCGGUAAAUUGGAAUACAAACUCGUCGGACACAACGGUGGUGUUUGGGCUCUCGCAGCUACCAAGGAUCUGAUUAUCAGCGGGUCGACAGACCAGACUGUACGGGUCUGGGACCGCAAGACUGGCCAAUGCAAACAUAUCUUCGGAGGGCAUGCGUCGACUGUACGGUGCCUGACACUGGUGAAACCGGAGGUGAUUGACGUCGAAGGCGACGAUGGUGUUACGCGGAAGGAGAGGUGGCCCAAGCGAGACCUCAUCGUCACUGGUAGUCGUGACCACUCCCUGCGAAUAUGGACACUUCCUAGGCCCGAAGACCCCGGAUACAAAACCAAAUUCAAUGAAGAUGGCGAUAUCUCGGAUGACAACGUCUCUAACCCAUACCUUCGACACCAUCUUGAAGGCCACGAGCAUGCUGUCAGAGAAAUCAGUGCCAGGGGAAGAAUUGCGGUCUCCGGAAGCUAUGAUUGCACUGUUCGCGUUUGGGACAUCAUCAAUGGCGUCUGCAAAUGGACAUUGCAAGGUCAUACCCAAAAAGUUUACAGCGUUGUACUUGACCUGGCACGAAAUCAAGCGUAUUCCGGUUCCAUGGAUGGAACUGUCAGAGUAUGGAACCUUCAAACUGGAGCUUGUCAGCAUACCCUGACUGGGCAUACAUCCUUGGUUGGAUUGGUCGGCUUAUCUUCUUCGCAUUUGGUAUCCGCCGCAGCCGAUUCCACCAUCCGGGUUUGGAAUCCCGAGACUGGAGACCUGCAGCAUACGCUUGCUGCACACACUGGAGCGAUUACGUGCUUCCAGCAUGACGAAUUCAAGGUCCUCAGCGGGUCUGACGGGAACUUCAAGAUGUGGAACAUCAGGGAUGGGACUGUCGUCCGAGAUCUUCUGACAGGCAUCACAGGUGUCUGGCAGGUUGUUUUUGAAGGCAGCUGGUGUGUUGCCGCAGUGAACAGGCAGGGCGCUACUUCCAUUGAUAUCUGGGACUUUGGUGAGGUGGAGAACGAGCAUGUCGACUGUGCCGACGAAGAUCCAACCGAGGGUGAAGACGACGACGAGGAAACCAAUAAAUUGAUACGGGAUUUUGCUAAUAAAUGGUGUUGA
This is a messenger RNA of Coprinopsis cinerea okayama7#130, 1287 nucleotides long. RefSeq names its product cell division control protein 4. The coding region runs from base 1 to 1287 and encodes 428 amino acids. The transcript has 3 exons. The record is from RefSeq and is a predicted model, not a curated record. Lineage: Eukaryota; Fungi; Basidiomycota; Agaricomycetes; Agaricales; Psathyrellaceae. Gene Ontology annotation, molecular function: protein binding.